Messenger RNA from Acanthopagrus latus (yellowfin seabream), 2139 nucleotides. It is a transcript of the gene serinc2, whose product is annotated as serine incorporator 2. Gene Ontology annotation, cellular component: membrane. Bases 103 to 1485 code for a protein of 460 amino acids. The transcript is spliced from 10 exons. Lineage: Eukaryota; Metazoa; Chordata; Actinopteri; Spariformes; Sparidae. The record is from RefSeq and is a predicted model, not a curated record.
GCCAGUCACUUGCAGAUAUCUUGACGUCGCCAUUUUGACUCAGUUUCUUCCUCAACUUUUUCAGUUUUCACGACUUUCAUCGGAAUACUGAAUUAAACCAACAUGGGGGCUUGUUUAGCACUGGGUUCUCUUGCCAGCUGUGCGUCGUGUUUGUGCGGCUCGGCCUCCUGCCUCCUGUCAUCAUGCUGCCCGUCAACGUACAACUCCACCGUGAGCCGGCUGGCCUUCUCUUUCCUGCUGCUGCUUGGGACUCUAGUGUCUGUCAUUAUGAUCCUCCCAGGCAUGGAGGAACAUCUUAAAAAGAUUCCAGGCUUUUGUGUUGGUGGUGCAGGAAUACCUGGCAUAGAGGGCAAGGUCAACUGUGAUGUCAUUGUUGGCUACAAGUCAGUGUACCGCAUGUGCUUCGCCAUGGCCUGCUUCUUCUUCCUCUUCUCCAUCAUCAUGAUCCGAGUGCGCAGCAGCAAGGACCCCCGUGCCGCCAUCCAAAAUGGCUUCUGGUUCUUCAAGUUCCUGGUGCUGGUUGGCAUUACUGUCGGAGCUUUCUUCAUUCCAGAUGGCAUCUUUACCACAGUGUGGUAUUACUUCGGAGUUGUGGGCUCUUUCAUCUUCAUCCUCAUCCAGCUGAUCCUGCUGGUAGACUUUGCCCAUUCCUGGAACCAGUCCUGGCUGGAGAGGGCAGAGGAAGGAAAUCGAAAGUGCUGGUAUGCAGCUCUGCUGUCCGUCACCGUCAUAAACUUUGCCUUGGCUUUCACUGCUAUUGUACUCUUCUACGUGUUUUACACCCGACCUGACGACUGCACAGAGCACAAGGUCUUCAUCAGCCUCAACUUCAUAUUCUGCGUCGUUGUGGCCAUCGUGGCCAUCAUGCCCAAAGUUCAGGAGGCUCAGCCCAGCUCAGGCCUGCUCCAGGCCUCCCUCAUCUCCCUCUACACCAUGUAUGUCACCUGGUCAGCCAUGACCAACAACCCCAACCGGCAGUGUAACCCAAGCCUGUUGAGUCUGGUCCAUCCUGCCAGCACUACUCCACCACCAGGAUUUCCUCCUACCCCAGCUCCUGCAAACGUCCAGUGGUGGGACGCACAGGGCAUCGUGGGAUUGCUCAUUUUCUUGUUCUGUACCCUUUACGCCAGUAUCCGCUCCUCCAACAACGCCCAGGUGAACAGGCUGAUGCAGACGGAGGAGGACCAGGGUCUGACCAUCACUGCCCAGGACACGACAGGGGAGGACGGAGUAAGACGGGCCGUGGACAACGAGGAGGAGGGAGUCACCUACAGCUACUCCUUCUUCCACUUCAGCCUCUUUCUGGCCUCCCUCUACAUCAUGAUGACCCUCACCAACUGGUACAAGCCCAACUCUGACUACGAGUCCAUGCAGACCUCCAUGCCGGCCGUGUGGGUGAAGAUCUGCUCCAGCUGGCUGGGCUUGGCUAUCUAUCUCUGGACCCUGGUGGCCCCGUUGGUGCUCCCAGACAGAGACUUCAGCUAAAAAUGGUCUGUCACAUAAAGCCUCUUGCUCUUUAUUUGUUGAAGAGCGAUAGCUUAAGCUUACAGUUGACCUGCUUGAUCUGCUAUUAGCUCCACAUUUUAAAUUUGAGAAUGAAAAGGUAAUCUUCUUUGUUUUGAUCUGGAGCCGCUGCAUGUGUUACCUAAAUGUAAACCUUACAGUUGUAUGUGUUGAGCCUUAAUCACAUACUCAGUUUUUCCACCUCAGGUUAUUUUUAAAAUUUUUUUUCCUGCAAUGUUACAAAGAUUGUAAUUGAGAGCACUACAUACCUUUUUAUAGGAUGAGACCAAAUGAAACCAAGAUGAUUGUUGGUGGGAAUGAAUAUUUAGUUUCACCACAUUUAUGUUAAAUGUUUGUACAUUUUAUCAUUCCCUGUCUUCCAUUGGAAAGGUGUUGUCCAGUUUUUGAGAUCUGCUUUUCUUAUUUAGCAUUUUAUGGCAUAGCUUUGUUCUAGUGCCCAGUUUUAUAACAAAGUUGCCUUCUUAUAUUUUGCACACAGGUUAUUCAGAGGGGCCAUUUUUUUAUACCUUCCAAAGUUUUUAUAAUAUUCACAUUUCUAUAAAGUUGCUUUCUCAAAACACUGUAUGUUCACGUUUCAUUAUAAUCAAUAAAAACCUUCUAUUAUCUUUAAUCAGA